This is a messenger RNA of Closterium sp. Naga37s-1, 1302 nucleotides long. NCBI's taxonomy places the organism in Eukaryota, Viridiplantae, Streptophyta, Zygnematophyceae, Desmidiales, Closteriaceae. The record is from the annotation of a GenBank genome assembly.
AUGAAUGGUUUGAGGCUCGUAAUGAUGAUGAGGGGCGGCAUUAGCGGAGGUCUUGGAAAGAGGAGGAAGGGUGAAGUCAAUGGGUUCAGAAGGAGAGGAUACCCCAACCCCCUUUGCUCUCCACCCAACCCCCUCAAUCCCAACCUUCCUCACCCCCCCUUCUCCAGCUGCGACCGGGAGAGAAGGCUGUUGGUGGUGCGGAAUGGGGAGAGGGCAUGGAACGGGGGGGGGGAGGAGGAGGAGGAGGAGGAGGAGGAGGAGGAGGAGGAGGAGGAGGAGGAAGAGGAGGAGGAGGAGGAGGAGGAGGAGGAGGAGGAGGAGGAGGAGGAGGAGGAGGAGGAGGAGGAGGGGGAAGGAACGAGUGGGGGAAACUGGGGCGAAAUGAAUGGGGAGAUGAAUGGGGAGAUGAAUGGGGAGAUGAAUGGGGAGAUGAAUGGGGAGAUGAAUGGGCAGAUGAAUGGGCAGAUGAAUGGGCAGAUGAAUGGGCAGAUGAAUGGGCAGAUAAAUGGGCAGAAGAAUAGGGAGAUGAAUGGGGAGAUGAAUGGGGAGAUGAAUGGGGAGAUGAAUGGGGAGAUGAAUGGGGAGAUGAAUGGGGAGAUGAAUGGGAAGAUGAAUGGGGAGAUGAUUGGGGAGAUGAUUGGGGAGAUGAAUGGGGAGAUGAAUGGGGAGAUGAAUGGGGAGAUGAAUGGGAAGAUGAAUUGGAAGAUGAACAGGGAGAUGAACGGGGAGAUGAAUGGGAAGAUGAACGGGCGUUGUACUGGUGGUGCUGGUGGUGGCAUCUACACGGAUGGGGUGGGAGCGGGCAAGUCGACACUUUGGCAGCCGUUCAUCAUGGCCGGAUCACUGAAGGACAACAUCAUCUUCGGCCGUCCAUUCCAAGCAGAGCUCUACAAUCAGGUGCUCGACGCGUGUGCGCUGCGCCAGGACAUUGCCAGCUGGCCCCGGCGCGACCUCACAGAGAUUGGCGAGCGCGGGGUGAACCUGAGCGGUGGGCAGAGGGCGAGAGUGGGCCUGGCACGCGCUGCAUACGCCACCGAUGCAGCACUUGUGCUGCUGGACGACCCGCUCUCCGCUGUGGACCCAACUAUGGGGCAGCACCUGUUUGAGCGGUGCAUUCGCAGUGUGAUGCGCAGGCGGCCAAGGAUUCUUGUCACACACCAGCUGCAGUACCUCCCAAGAUACAUCAACCCCCUUUGCUCUCCACCCAACCCCCUCAAUCCCAACCUUCCUCACCCCCCCUUCUCCAGCUGCGACCGGGUGUUAGUGCUGGACGGGGGAAGGCCAGGGGCCUUGGGUCCCUAA